Messenger RNA from Peromyscus californicus insignis, 8098 nucleotides. It is a transcript of the gene Hsh2d, whose product is annotated as hematopoietic SH2 domain containing. The transcript has 7 exons. The record is from RefSeq and is a predicted model, not a curated record. NCBI's taxonomy places the organism in Eukaryota, Metazoa, Chordata, Mammalia, Rodentia, Cricetidae. The coding region runs from base 5394 to 6416 and encodes 340 amino acids. Gene Ontology annotation, cellular component: cytoplasm.
UGGCAGCUUCAGUGGAUGCCUUUUAGUAAAAGUGGCCUAGGGCCUGGAGAGAAGGCCCAGCAGCUGAGCACUUGCAGCUCUCCCAAAGGAUCCAGCCUCCAUCCCUCAGCUAAAGGUGGGACUUCAUGAGCCCCUCCCGCAUCCAUGCUAGGAGUUUGGUUGGUGUGGUCCUGUGCAGGCCUUGUGAGUGCAGUCACAGCAGCUGUGAGUUACUUACAACCCUGUCUUGUCUGGCAAAUACUGUUUGAUACAGACAUCCUCCCCUCUGGCUCUCACUGCCUGCUUCCUACGUGGGAAGCACGCCACCACACUCCCCAAAGGCCUUGCCUCUUAAAAGUCCACCACCUCCUAAGUUCACAGAGAGCCAGACUUCCAGCACACAGCCUUUCUAGCCACAGGCUUUAGCCAGACUGUGGCACACAUCCAGCUAGGAUGAACCACUGUAAGAGAAGGGAAAAAUCAGCUAAGGAAGCCAGACAUGAUGGAGCACGCCUUUAAUCCCAGCACUCAGGAGGCAGAUGGACAGAUCUCUGAGUUGAGGCCAGGGCUACACAGAAACUCUGUCAGCGGUUGGGGGCGCAUGGAGUUAAUAGCGUGAGCAAGGGAACAUAAGGAAAGUGGGCAGACGCUUCCAGAAUCCUCUGCCAAAGCAGUCACAUACCAUGCGCUUCACCCCACAUGAACAGACUGCCAACAUGGGAAGGGGUGAUCUGCCAGGUAAGGGCAGUGUCUGUCUGCACCCAGGUUUCUAUGGGGGCAAUCAUGGAGACUCCCAUGUGGUGACGGCAGGACUCCCUCCUCCCAGUGAGCAUGUGCAUGCUUAACACAGACCAUUGUGUGUGUGCAGGUAGUUAGCACCACACUGAGCCAUCCAGAUAAGGGUUUGUUUGGAUUUGCUUUUUGUGGUUUUUGACCGAGGAUCAUUAUGAAGCCCAGGCUGCUCUAGAAUCCUGCAGCAGUCCUGACAGCCUCUGGGUGCUGGGAUGACAGGCAGUCUUCACCUAACCCUGCUAUCUUUGUUCUGAGCCCUUAACAUGUCAUGGGUAAGAGGAGGCUGCCGGCUCAGAUCUCAGGCCACCACUCCCUAUGUGGGCCAUGGAGGGAUUCCCAGCUCCCACCUCACAGGACAGUAGGGAGAGCCGGGAAGAUGAGGUGGGGUGAGGCUGCAAAGGAGAGGUGAACGAUGGCUACAGAGGCACACUAAGCCUUCCUACAGGGGUUACGAACACUUACUGCUCUUGCAGGGGCCCCUGGUUCUAGUUCCGCCACCCACCCGGUGGCUCACCACCAUCCUUAACUCCAGUCCCAGAGGACUGGCAAAUCUGGGCUCUAACAGUAGGCACACAUAUGGUGCACAGACACACAUGCUAGCCAAACACCCAUACACAUAAAAAGUAACAUCCUAUAUGCAUCAUAAUUGACAUCCCUGUAGUUUUUUUUUUUUUUUUAAGAUGUAUUUAUUAUGUAUGCACUCUUCUUCCUGCAGGCCAGAAGAGGGCACCAGAUCUCACUACAGAGGGUUGGGAGCCACCAUGUGGUUGCUGGGAAUUGAACUCAGGACCUCUGAAAGAACAGCCAGUGCUCUUAACCACUGAGCCACUCUCCAGCCCAACAUCCCUGUAGUAUUAUCUGGCCCUCAGAAGGAACUCUGAACAUCUGGUCCUGCCAGACAUAUGCGGUCUGGGUUCCACAUCAGCAUUCACAGAGCAGGGUUCAAGGCCAAGGUUUGGUACCCAGAGUCUUCCGGGAAUAAUAAUAGUGUGUGUCUUUGAGCAGAGAGAUGCUUUUCAAUGUAACAUGAGGGUCAUGACAACAAAAAGAUCGCAGAUAAAAAUGGCAUUAGGGGCAGAGUGUGGGAGCCAAGCUGGUCUUCCCCAGCACUGGAGAAGUUAGGACCGGAGGGAGAAGGGUGUGAGGCCAGUGUGGACUAUUUACGGGGUUGGGGAAGGUUUUUUUGGGGGGAGGGGCUUUUUAACUUUAUUUUUCUGUGUUUGUUUUGCCUGCCUGUAUGUCUGUGCACCACAUUCAUGCCCGGUGCCCAUGGAGGCCAGAAGAUGCAUCGAAUGAAUCCCCUGGAGCCAGAGUUACAAGUGAGCCACCAUGUGGAUCCUUGGAACGAAAUCCUGGUAUUCAAGCAAGGGCAGCCAGUGGUCCUAACCAUUGAGCCAUCUCUCCAGGACUUGGGCAGGUUUUUAACACAAUCACAGACUUAAAAUAUCUUCCCCAAAGUCAAGUUUAGAGUAUGUUUUAUUGCUCAGUCCCCAUGAGCAGUCACUACUUCCUGUUGCCCCCCUUGUGAGCUGCCCCAGGUAGCGUGUCUUCUGUCUGUGCGUUUGCCUGCUCUGGCUGUAUGCCAAUUGUAACGACACACACCCUUCUUCUGUGCCUGGCCGCUGUUGCUCAGCAACAACUUCUGGUGUUUUGUUUUGUUGAGACAGGGUCUCAUUGUGUAGCCCUAGCUGGCCUGUUCUUGAUAUGUAGACCAGGCUGGCCUUGGAUUAACUGAUGUCUACCUGCUUCUGCUUCCCAAGGGCUGCCAUUCAAGGCCAGGGCCAUCAUACCCAGCAGCAGCAAGUUAUUAGUUUAUACAAGUUAUAGCCUGCGGCAGAACUUUCCUCUUUCCAAUGUGUGGUGCCAUGUUUUGAGUGUGUCUUCCAAGGUUCCUAGGCUCACAGCUCAAGCCCAAUGUAGUAGUAGAUCCUUUUUUUUUUAACUUAAAAAAUAUAUUUUUUUCUGUGUGUAUAUGUGUUCAGAAGUCAGAAGACAGCUUGUAGGAGGAGUCACUGUGUGAUUCCUAGGGACCAAACUCAGGUAUCAUGCUCGGCAGCAAGUGCAGUUACCCCCUGAGCCAUCCUAUCCCCUGCCCACCCUCCCUUUUUUGAGAUAGGAUACAGCCCAGACUGUAUCUAGCUUUACUCCUGCCUCGACCUCUCCAAGUAGCUGGGAUGAGAGGUACGCCAUCAUUUCUUCUGCCUCAGCCCUGACAUCCAGUAUGGUACCUGCACAGAACUCAAGCCCAGCCAACGUUUGUGAAAUGAAUGAAUGAACAAGGGAAGGAGUAGAAGCAGAUGCCCUAGGCAGAGAGAAGUAUAAAAUGGCGGCUCUGCCCCUUCCCUGUCUGCCCCCUGUCCCGAGUCUGUGACCCAAACGGAUGUGGUUUGGCUGCAGCUACCUACCCUGAGGAUGGUCCACUCCAGCUCACCCUAUGAGGUCAACGAAAGAAGCUGACACAGAGGGAGAGGGACCUCAGGGUCCCCGUUACCUUCCAUCAGGCAUCCCUGUUUACACUGCCUUGGUGGCCACCACGGCCCCCUUCCUUCCUCUGGGAGCUGUGUGUCCGUUUGUGAACCACAGACAUGGCGGGUGGGGGAAUUCUACUUUAACUGCUGACAGGAAGAUGUUAUCCUGUGGAAGACCGCAGCCCAAGAGCUAAGCUGAAACAGCUCAUGUUCUCCGAGACUGAGCCCCAUGCACAUAAGAACCGCGAAGACCUGACUGUCCAGAUGACACUACUUCUGGACUCUUCUGUCCUUCACCAGAGAAGCUGGGGACCAGGCCAGAGCAAGCAAGUGUGAGGAGGAUCAGAGAGGUCAAGGGCGUUGGCCCAGCCAGUGAAAUUAGAGCCCAUCUCACCUGGAGCCAAGUCAAAAGGCACCAAAUUAAGUCAUAAUAAUCGCCCGGAUAAACUGACUCAGCUGAGCCCCUGGGCCCUUUGCUUGAGUGGGUCUAUCAUGGGGCCAACCCUGGUUUCCUUCUCUGUUUUCCUUUGUCAGCCCAAAGACUCCCAAGCCCACACCACCCUGGGAAGAGCUGUGUGUGUGUGUGUGUGUGUGUGUGUGUGUGUGUGUGUGUGUGUGUGUGUGUGUGUGUGUAAGGCUCCCAGCUCCAUCCUAGAAGGUGUCAACUUCCAGAUGCCCUGGAGAGGAGGAAGUAGCUUUGCCACCUGGUGUGGAGUAUGUGUGUGUGUGUGUAAAAGGCUCCCAGCUCCAUCCUAGAAGGUGUCAACUUCCAGAUGCCCUGGAGAGGAGGAAGUAGCUUUGCCACCUGGUGCGGAGCCAAGAGAUGCUGAGGCAGGCUGUUCACAGCCAAGUCAGCUUUGCCUGUUAGGCACAGGGACACAUCACCCAGGACCCAGGGUAUGCACAGGAGUCCCCACACAAUGUUUUAGUUCAUUUUAAAAUCAGAGAGAAGUCAGGCAUGGACUGGACCUGCAGCUCAGUUAGCAAGGUGCUCGCCUAUGAUGAUGAAGCGCUGGGUCCCAUAGUCACGCCUACGAUCCCAGCACUCCAGAGGUGGAAGCAACAAGAGCAGGGCUUCGCAGCAGCCUCAGCCUCAGUUUAAUGGGUUCCAGGCCAGCCAGGGCUCCACGAGACCCUGUCCUAGAAAAAACAAACAAACAAACAAGAUAAAAUAAAUGGACGUUCUGGUUUUGUUUUCUUUGGAUUUUGAGUUUGAGUCUCCCUAUGUAUCCCAGGCUAACCUGGAAACCCAAAUCCUCCUGCCUCAGGCUUCUAAAUGCUGGGAUUAUAAACCUGAGCCAUCAUGCUUUUUAUGGUCUGAAGGCAACAGAGAAUGUCAUUUCAAGAGUGUUUUGCAAAGGAAGGCAAGACAGAGCUGUGUGUGCAGUCUGUCCUUCAAUGUCUCUCCAACCUCAGGGCCUUUGCACAUACUGUUCUCUGUCUACACACUCUUCCUGCACUCCAUACCCACUGAGCAGUCUACUUGCCCCCUUUCACUUUCUGACUGCCACACCCCCAUUUCCUGACAGAUGAUUACCUCGGGGCUGCAAUAAGGGCAGGAAACGCAGCUCAGCUGGCAGAGUGCUUGUCUAGCAAGCUUGAAGUUCUGGGUUCCAUCGCCAGCACCGCAUAAUCUUGGCAUGAUGGUACAGGCCUGCCAGCACUCAGGAGGUGGAGGCAGGAGGAUCGGGAGUUCAAGGGCAUCCUCAGCUACAUAGUAAAUUCCAGGUUAGCCUGAGCUACAUGAGACUGUCUCAAAAGGGAAGGAGGGGCUGCAGCUGUCUCAGGGGACCCAUGGAGCUGGUAGCAAAUAGGUACUGAGCAAACCCUUGGCAGGAGCCAGUAUCAGCUUCAGCUACAGAUACAAGCCCUGAGCUUGGUCCCGCCCUUAUUCACCUGCUGGAGGAAACAGGAACUGCCUGGGGCUGCCCGCCCUGCCCCUCUGACGUGCAGACCCUGAAGUGAAACUUAGGCUCCAGCGGCAGCUCAAGAGCCCUGCGGAACACAGCCUAGACUCUCCAAGACCAUGUCCAUUAUGUCAUCAGCCCACAAAGCCCUGCGGUACCCUGAGUGUAAAUCAACCAACAUGAGUGUGAAUUAACAGCACACAGGAGGAGCUGUCACCUAAGGAGGUGACCAUCUUCCUUGGAUGCCAUGGCAGAAGCCAGGAAGCUGCCCCCACCACUGCCCCCUCGGCUGGACUGGUUUGUGCACACCCAAGCGGACCCACUGGUCCAAUACGGGAUCCCGGAGUGGUUCCACGGCACCAUCUCUCGAGAAGCUGCUGAGAACCUGCUGGAGUCACAACCUCUGGGGACCUUUCUCAUCCGAGUCAGCCACAGCCAUGUGGGCUACACCCUUUCCUACAAAGCCCAGACCUGCUGCCGUCACUUCAUGGUGAAGCUCUCGGACGAUGGGACUUUCAUCCUUGCUGGGGACCACGUAACCCACGCCUCUCUGGAUGCCCUGGUCACUUUCCACCAGCAGAAACCCAUUCGGCCAUACAGGGAGCUGCUGACGCAAGCCUGUGGGCAGAAGGAUCCAGCAAACGUGGACUACGAAGAUCUCUUCCUGUACUCUAAUGCCCUCGCUCAGGAUGCUGAAAGCCGAGGUGGUGGCCCCACGGAUGUUCAGAGGCCUUCUUCCUGCCCUCCUGAAGAGUUCCAGGCUCCUAAAAGGAAGCUUUCUGCAGCAACUGAUGGAAAGCUUGCAUCAGCCCCCUGCUCCCCAAAAGCACUUUUUGGAGAGGCGCGACAGAGACUGUGGAAGAACCUGAGGACGCUGCCAGACACCAGCCGGAGGGUGAAACAGAGGCUCACUUCGCACCUGUCGGCCACGAACCUGCUCGGGGACAUCAGGCGUGUGGCGCAGCAUCGCAGCCCUGUGACACGAGCAUCCAGCUGGGACAGCUCUCGCCACUCCGCGGACCCCUGUGCAGCCACCUCUCUCCAGAACCCCUCAGAGCCCCAGGCCUGGAGAGGCGGGGAAGCCACCUUCACAGCCUCUAGGCCUGCCAGCUGGAGGGAGGCAGUCUCAGGGGUCAAGGCCUGGCGUGGGAAGGUGGUGAGGGCCCUGUCGGUCCAGGCAACCAAGCCAGACCCUGUAGACUUGCCAGAAGCCCAGGACUGGCUACCCGAGGAAUACCUCCCACCACCACCUUUCGCCCCUGGGUACUGACAGCGCCCCCUCUAUCUUGGGCACCGGCCUCUUCUUUCCAGUCCCCACCCCUGUCCUCACAACCAGAGAGCUGUGUUAAAGAGGUUACGGGGCUGAAUUCUGCAGUUGCCAGCAGAGGGACCUGAUUAUUCUAACAAUAAUAGAAGUACCUCUUUAGGGACUCGGGUGAGAUAGCCCAGCAGUAAGAGGGUAAAGGCGUUUGCAGGCAAGCGUGACUACCUGAGUUCGAUCCCCGGUACUCACAUGAUGGAGGGUGAGCCCCAACUCCUGACAGUUGCCCUCCGACCUCCACAUACAUGUGUUGAUAUACACACGCAGUAAAUAUAACUUUAAAAAUAAUUACCGCAGUGACUUGGUGGGCAGAGCACAUGCCAGGCCUGUAUCCCAACCUCUCUGAUCAUGGGUUAGCCAUCUGUAUCCAUGGGCUCCACAUUUCACAUUCAGCUACAUUAGCUUAUUUAGUGAAUUUCAGACCAGUGUUUAAAAAAAAAAAAUCAGAGCAGGCAAGAUGACUCCAGUAAAGGCACUUGCAGCUAAGCCUGAGGAUCUGGGUUUGAGCCCCAGGACCCAUAGUGGAAGGAGAGAUCUGAUUCCUAUAAGCUGUCCUCUGACCUCCACACAUGUGCCCCUGUCCGUGCCAACAAAUAAUAUAAAAAAAUUGAAAGCCAACGUGGACACCCUUUGAGGAACAACAGCCAAAAUUGUCCCCUGACAUCUGCCUGCACGAGAACACACAUGAGCACACGCACACCCCAAAAAAAACCCACAAAGGCAUCUGUGCAGAGUGAGGGUUGGCAGUGGCCUCCGAAGGCAUUCCUACAUUAAAGUGCUGUGUGAUCUUUGAUGAACAUAGACCUCUCUGGGCCCAUUUCUUCACUUGGGAGAUGGGGAAGACAGCAGGUCCCUUCUCAGGAGGGACAUAUAGAAAAGAGGCAGGGAGGAUGGGCUUCUAUCACCACCAUCAUCACCAUCAUCAUCGAGAUAGGGUCUCAUUAUGUAUUCCUGGCUGUGCCAGAAGUGACGGAGAUCCACCCGCCUCUGCCUCCUGAGUGACAAGGUUAAAGUUGUACCACACCAGGCCUGUCCCGUUUUCAUUUUAUUGUUUCUGUUUUGUUUGAGAUAAGGUCUCUCUGUGUACCCCUGGCUGUCCCGGAACUCACUCUGUAGACCAGGCUGGCCUUGAACUCACAGAGAUCCGCCUGCCUUUGCCUCCUAAGUGCUGGGAUUAAAGGCGUGCGCUACCACCAACCGGCUAGAACUAUUUUCAUUUUUAAAUGUGUAUAUGUGGUUAUGUGUGUGCACAUAAGUGCAGUUGCCCAUGGUGGCCAGAAGGUGGCAUCAGGUCUGCUGGAAUGGGAGGUUCAAGCAGUUGAGAGCCACCACCACGUAGCAGCUGGAACCCAACCCAAGGACCAAGUCCUCUGCAAGAGCAGCAGGUGCUGCUAAUAGCUGAGCCAUCUCUCCAACCCCAGAACCUGAUGCUUUUAAUCACUGGAGUGAGUGGUCUGGGAAGAUUCUGGGUGGCUGGGCCGUGUGGUGGGAUCACCACCUAGCGGGAAGGCGGGUGCCCUACACAAAGACCCUGGGACAACCUUGGGCUCCUGGAAUUCACAAGACAUGGAGGUGUGAGUGAAAAAUGAGGCGCUCAUGGGCUCAAGUUGGCCUCUGGAAAGGAGCUAUGG